This is a messenger RNA of Prorocentrum cordatum, 351 nucleotides long. The record is from the annotation of a GenBank genome assembly. Lineage: Eukaryota; Dinophyceae; Prorocentrales; Prorocentraceae.
AUGCUCUCCGCCCCGCUACGCCCAAGGCUGGCAGGCGAUGUUUCUGUCUUUUCGAGGCAUGGCCUCGAGACGGGCAGCGGGUGGGGGAUGGCAUGGCCACCAAACACCGAUUGCCCAGGGUCGGCAGAUGGAACGCGACCCUUGGUGGCGCCCCCCAGUGAUGUGGAGCGUGGCGGGGCCUGGCUGGCCAGCUCCUUGAGAUCAGGCAGCCCUCUGUCUUCGCCUGUCACUGUCGGCCGUGGAAGGCUGCACGGGGCUGCUGCUGCAUGGCAGGCAGCGGCCUCUGCAGCCGAUUGCACCUCGUUCUCCUCUCCAGUGGGCCUCCGCCACAUGCCGAUCGACUUCGGGUAG